Messenger RNA from Nezara viridula (southern green stink bug), 312 nucleotides. NCBI's taxonomy places the organism in Eukaryota, Metazoa, Arthropoda, Insecta, Hemiptera, Pentatomidae. The record is from the annotation of a GenBank genome assembly.
AUGCGGGGCUUGAACCUAGACUAUAGUGUUGUAUCACUAACGGUCCCUGAGGCACACCUAUGCGCUCAAACAUAUCAUCAUGGCCUAAUGAUGAGCUUGUGGUCUGUGGUUCUUCGAUGGUUCAUUCGCGAUUGCCACUCUUCAAGAAUUAUCUCAGACAAAAACAAGAAGGACUCUGAUGUCGUCCUUUUGGUGCUGGUAGUGGUAGAGUGUCCUGAUGGCCAAUGGGAAUGUGGAAAGAAGGCCAAGGAUCGUUCCCUGGAUUCCUCGAAGUCUUCGCUAAUGGCUGUUCUCCUCCGGUCGAUCUUUUGA